This is a messenger RNA of Oncorhynchus nerka (sockeye salmon), 699 nucleotides long. Its product is annotated as neuropilin-2-like. The record is from RefSeq and is a predicted model, not a curated record. Gene Ontology annotation, molecular function: semaphorin receptor activity. The transcript has 4 exons. Gene Ontology annotation, cellular component: postsynaptic membrane; axon; plasma membrane. NCBI's taxonomy places the organism in Eukaryota, Metazoa, Chordata, Actinopteri, Salmoniformes, Salmonidae. Gene Ontology annotation, biological process: axon guidance. The annotation marks the transcript as partial.
AUUUUCAAUGCCAACACAGACUCUACUGAGGUGGUUCUGAACCGGAUCCCCCAGCCUGUUCUGGCCCGCUUCGUACGCAUCAGACCCCAGGCCUGGAAGACAGGCAUCGCCCUGCGCUUCGAACUCUACGGGUGCCAGAUCACUGGUAAGAACAGCUAUGCGGCUCCAUGUUCUGAGAUGCAGGGGAUGCUGUCCGGCCUGCUGCCCGACUCCCAGAUCACAGCGUCAUCCCUGAGGGAUAUCCACGGCUCCAUGGGGACGGCCAGGCUGGUAGCCAGCAGGUCAGGAUGGUUCCCCAGUCCCACACAACCUCUGGCUGGGGAGGAGUGGCUCCAGGUGGACUUGGGGGUCCCCAAGACAGUACGAGGCGUCAUCACUCAGGGGGCGACGGCGAGGAGCGUGGAGGGGAGUACGUCGGCUGAGAACAGGGCCUUCGUCAGGAAAUACCGCGUGUCUCACAGCCUGACGGGCAAGGACUGGACUUUUAUACUGGACAGAAAGACCAACCAUCCUAAGAUCUUCGAGGGCAACACACACUACGACACUCCAGAGAUCCGUCGGUUUGAGGAGCUGCCGGCUCAGUUCAUCAGGAUCUACCCAGAGAGGUGGUCUCCUGUCGGGAUUGGGAUGAGGCUGGAGGUGCUGGGAUGUGAACUGCCAGGUAAGAGGACUACCGAUCAGUGCAGACAAACGAUCUGA